CCUCGGCUGGCGGCCUCGCCCCCGCGGUGCAGGCACCCGAGCCACCCUCGGCCGCGCGCCGCCCACGGCCCGGCCCCGGCGCCGGGAGGACUCUCAUGCGCCGGGCGCGGCGGCGCCUCCCUGCAGCCGAGCCGCUCCCCGGCGCCUCGUCUCUCUCCUGCGGCUGAGGACGCCGCUGCGCACGCGGCCGGCGAUGCGGGGCCCCGGCACGGCGGCGUCGCGCUCGCCCCUGGGCCUCUGCGCCCUGGUGCUGGCGCUCCUGGGAGCGCGGCCCACGGGCACCCGGGCCCAGCCGUACCACGGCGAGAAGGGCAUCUCGGUCCCGGACCACGGCUUCUGCCAGCCCAUCUCCAUCCCGCUGUGCACGGACAUCGCCUACAACCAGACCAUCCUGCCCAACCUGCUGGGCCACACGAACCAGGAGGAUGCGGGCCUCGAGGUGCACCAGUUCUACCCGCUGGUGAAGGUGCAGUGCUCCCCGGAGCUGCGCUUCUUCCUGUGCUCCAUGUACGCGCCCGUGUGCACGGUGCUCGACCAGGCCAUCCCCCCGUGCCGCUCCCUGUGCGAGCGCGCGCGCCAGGGCUGCGAGGCGCUCAUGAACAAGUUCGGCUUCCAGUGGCCCGAGCGCCUCCGCUGCGAGAACUUCCCGGUGCACGGCGCCGGCGAGAUCUGCGUGGGCCAGAACACGUCCGACGGCUCCGGGGGCGCGGGCGGCGGCCCCACCGCCUACCCCACCGCCCCCUACCUACCGGAGCCGCCCUUCACCGCCGCCGCCCCCUCCGACGCCAGGGGCCGCUGGUCCUUCCCCUUCUCGUGCCCGCGCCAGCUCAAAGUGCCCCCCUACCUGGGCUACCGCUUCCUGGGGGAACGCGACUGCGGCGCCCCGUGCGAGCCGGCCCGGGCCAACGGCCUCAUGUACUUUAAAGAGGAGGAGAGGCGCUUCGCCCGCCUCUGGGUGGGCGUGUGGUCGGUGCUGUGCUGCGCCUCCACGCUCUUCACCGUGCUCACCUACCUGGUGGACAUGCGGCGCUUCAGCUACCCGGAGCGCCCCAUCAUCUUCCUGUCGGGCUGCUACUUCAUGGUGGCCGUGGCGCACGUGGCGGGCUUCCUGCUGGAGGACCGCGCCGUGUGCGUGGAGCGCUUCUCGGAGGACGGCUACCGCACGGUGGCGCAGGGCACCAAGAAGGAGGGCUGCACCAUCCUCUUCAUGGUACUCUACUUCUUUGGCAUGGCCAGCUCCAUCUGGUGGGUGAUCCUGUCCCUCACCUGGUUCCUGGCGGCCGGCAUGAAGUGGGGCCACGAGGCCAUCGAGGCCAACUCGCAGUACUUCCACCUGGCCGCCUGGGCCGUGCCGGCCGUCAAGACCAUCACCAUCCUGGCCAUGGGCCAGGUGGACGGGGACCUGCUCAGCGGGGUGUGCUUCGUGGGCCUGUCCAGCGUGGACGCGCUGCGGGGCUUCGUGCUGGCGCCCCUGUUCGUCUACCUCUUCAUCGGUACGUCCUUCCUGCUGGCCGGCUUCGUGUCCCUCUUCCGCAUCCGCACCAUCAUGAAGCACGACGGCACCAAGACGGAGAAGCUGGAGAAGCUCAUGGUGCGCAUCGGCGUCUUCUCGGUGCUCUACACCGUGCCGGCCACCAUCGUGCUGGCCUGCUACUUCUACGAGCAGGCCUUCCGCGAGCACUGGGAGCGCACCUGGCUCCUGCAGACCUGCAAGAGCUACGCCGUGCCCUGCCCCCCGGGCCACUUCCCGCCCAUGAGCCCCGACUUCACGGUCUUCAUGAUCAAGUACCUGAUGACCAUGAUCGUGGGCAUCACCACCGGCUUCUGGAUCUGGUCGGGCAAGACCCUACAGUCAUGGCGUCGCUUCUACCACAGACUCAGCCACAGCAGCAAGGGGGAGACCGCGGUAUGAGCCCUGGGCCUUUCCCCCCCUGCUACCCCACGUAGGAGAGGCCUGUUAGGGGAAGAACUGCUGAGUGGGGGCCUGCUUCUGUAGGCAGCCCACCCCCCUCCACUGAGCUUUAACCUGGAAGUGAGAAGUUAAUUUGGAGGUGAGGAGAGGUUUGGGGUGAGAGAUGGCUUAGAGGGAGGCCUGAGUGAAAAGGCAAAGGCGGUGGACGGAAAGACUUCUGGCUUAGGACUUGCAGGAGGAUGCUAACUGUGAAAGCUACAGGCCGACUAGGGCCUACGGGAAAGGUCGAGAUCCCCAGAGACUGGUGAGUUCUUCAGGGCGCCAGAGCUGAGCCAGGGCUGUGAGUCCAAUCCCCUGCUGUAAGGCAGGCCGUGGCUGUCCUCACUCCAGUGGGGGCGGGGUGGGGGGCACACCGCUCCGUCUGCAGCCUGGGCUUUGAUGCGAAGAGGGGGACCCCCUGCGGUGCCCUUGUCAAGCGGUGGUCAAACCAUAAUCUCUUUUCACUGGGGCCAAACUGGAGCCCAGAUGGGUUAAUUUCCAGGGUCAGACAUUACAGCCCUACUCCCCGACCCCCUCCCGCCCGUUUUUCCUUCCCUACUCCUUUCAAGUCCGGUAAAAUAAGCAUUUGGAAGGCCGGGGAGGCCUGCCUGCUAGAAUCCUAACGCAGAGACGCGAAGGAAGAAGGUAACGUUUUCCAGGGGAGGCCAAGGAGACAAGAGGCAGAUACGUCUUUGAGUUUUUCAUUUUCUAGGUAAGGCGGGAGGCAGAGAGCAAAGGAAGGUUUUAUGUGGUUUCGUACCCUGAGAAGAAGUGGUGACUUGUUGCUUUUCUAAACAGGAAUGCGUUUUCCUCCCUUGUCUUUGUUGCAAGAGACAAAGGGUGAAACAAAAGUGUCUCCCUGAGGGAAGGCUUAACUGUGAAGACAGGAACUCUUUAUAGGCAAAGCUGCAGAAAGCCGAGGUUUCCCUUUGGUUGUUAAUUUGGUUGAGAUAAACAUUCCUUUUUAAGGAAAAGUGAAGGGCUCCGUGCUCUCUAUCUCUUCAGCCAAAGGUUCUGACUUGAAUAAAGAAAAUGCAAAGGGUUUUGUUAUUUGUUUUAAACAGAUUUAAUUCAGAAACUGCUUAAUGAAAAAAAUCUCCCUCAACUCUGCACCCCCAAAAUUCAAAUUUUCGUUUUCUCCCUCCCUCCCGGACUUGUCAAAUUUGGGAUUUUUUUUUUUAAUAUAGUGUUUUGUUUUCCAGGCAGGGUUUCUCUCUGCAGCCGUGACUGUCCUAGAAUUGUCUCUGUAGGGCAGGAUGGCCUCGAGUUCUGAGAUCCACCUGCCUCUGCCUCAAGUGCUGGGAUUACAGGCUCACACACUCCCCUGCCCAAUUUGUAUCAUUUAAGACUAAAGGUGGGGGGGGGGGUGCUCACAGAAUCCAAAGAAAAGAGAAGAUUUUAAUUUAAUGGUUUAAAAACAUUUGCCCACUUUUUCUCUUAGUUCCAUAAAUCCGUGUGUAAGACACAUGUGCUGACCCUUUCUCUGGUUACAUGAAGAGGUGAUGUGCCAGGAUGAUAGUGAAGGAAGAGGAGAGUUUGAACCAGGUUUAAAGAAAGUCGUUAAAGGAAGGUAAACUUCAAAGUGAUCCUGACGUUCUUUGAAAUGUGUUAGAAGACUUAAAUUUAUUAAUCUUAAGUCAUAUACUUUUUUUUUUCCCUGCAAUAGAAGUCUGGUUCUUUGGCAUAAUGGGGUAAAGCUAAGUGAAGCAUCAUGGGAGCUAACGUUUGCUCCACCUUUGACACUGAUUGUCCUCCAUUCUGGGGUACUGUCAGGGGUACACAUUACUCUGUAUAUGUCACGUUCAGUCGGAUGGCGCUGCUUCGGUGUUAACGUGAUCUUGUAUUUCUUAAACUUUCAAAGCGAUCUCACCUGUCAGGGUUUUUUUUGUUUGUUUGUUUGUUUGUUUUAACUGCCACUACACAGGUUUGGCAUCUUUUGUGUUUUAUCUCUUCAGUGCAUGUGAAAUUUGUAAAAUAGAGACAGUGCAGUAUGUAUAUUUUGUAAAUCUCCCAUUUUUGUAAGAAAGUAUAUAUUGUAUUUAUACAUUUUUACUUUGGAAUUUUUGUUUUGUUUUGCCUUUAAAGAUCUACAACGAAGCCCCACUUUAUCACUUGUACAGAUCACAAAUAAAUUUUUUAAAAAAUACAAA
Molecule: messenger RNA, 4101 nt
Organism: Meriones unguiculatus (Mongolian gerbil)
Lineage: Eukaryota; Metazoa; Chordata; Mammalia; Rodentia; Muridae
Gene: Fzd7
Product: frizzled class receptor 7
Exons: 1
Coding region: 194-1912 (572 amino acids)
Biological process (GO): non-canonical Wnt signaling pathway; canonical Wnt signaling pathway
Cellular component (GO): plasma membrane
Molecular function (GO): Wnt-protein binding; Wnt receptor activity
Source: RefSeq, a predicted model, not a curated record